UUGGGAUCCACGUCCCCUCUCGAGUCCGCUAUUACUCUAGAGAUCGUGGGGUGGGGAAGCGCGCUCCACGUAUGCUCAGAGGAGACGAGCUUCCGCGCGCCCUGAUGCUCUUGCAACAGCGACCCCUCGAGAAGGCGCCUCUGCGCGCCCGUCCACUUGCAGCCGCGGCACCGGGCAGCGCGACCCUCUCCCGGCGGCCCCUCCCCGAGGCGGGCCGGGAGGCGGCCUCAGCGGCUGUGUCAGCCCCACCAAGCGAGCCCGGUCCCGCCUCUCCGCUCCCCGAAGGUUCGCGCUUAGUCAGGACGGACCGAGAGGCCAGGGAGCGCGGCGGCCGGAGCCCGACUCCGCUUUAAGGUAGCUGGCAAGGCGAGGAGGGAAGAUCGGGAUCGGUUUGGCGGCUCAGCCAGGAGCGCCUUUCCCGUAGGCAUGGCAGCGAUUCGGAAAAAGCUGGUGAUUGUUGGAGAUGGUGCUUGCGGGAAGACCUGCCUGCUGAUUGUGUUCAGUAAGGACCAAUUCCCAGAGGUCUAUGUGCCAACCGUCUUCGAAAACUACAUUGCUGACAUUGAAGUAGAUGGGAAACAGGUGGAGCUGGCCCUUUGGGAUACGGCUGGGCAGGAAGACUAUGACAGGCUACGGCCCCUCUCUUAUCCAGACACAGAUGUUAUCCUCAUGUGCUUUUCCAUUGAUAGUCCAGACAGCUUAGAAAACAUCCCAGAGAAAUGGACACCUGAAGUGAAACACUUCUGCCCUAAUGUGCCCAUCAUCCUUGUGGGGAACAAGAAGGACUUGCGGAAUGAUGAUCACACCCGGAGGGAACUGGCAAAGAUGAAACAGGAGCCAGUGAAACCAGAGGAAGGGAGAGACAUGGCAAACCGGAUCAAUGCUUUUGGCUACCUUGAGUGCUCAGCCAAGACGAAGGACGGCGUGCGGGAAGUGUUCGAAAUGGCAACUCGAGCCGCCUUGCAAGUCAGGAAGAACAAAAAGCGCAAAGGUUGCCCCCUCCUGUAAAAGGGGUGCAUUGGCAGAUGAUGUGACUGUGCUGUCUGAAGUGUAUCUUUCCCUUUCCAUGCACCCCACAGAUGGGGUCAAGGUGGAGAGGUGGAGCUAUUAGCUCUAUCUAGAAUAAAAAAUUUAACAUGCUGGCUAUGUCCUUCAUCCCUCUGCACAGUAAACUUCCUGGGAUACACAAUAUACGGUCUCUUCCUGUGUUGCAUGCCCAGGCUGCCUUUUCCAGCUCUCUCAAGGGCCAGAGGUGUCUUUCUGAAUCUUCCUUAUAAACAAUGUCCUUUUUGUAUGGGGCAGGCAGUGUACUUGAACUAACUCUGUAUUGUUCUUUGCUCCCAUUUUAUACUAAUCCUACUCUUCAGUGCUUUGUAUAGAUUCACCAGUGCUUACCCUUGUGUCUUCCUGUUCUUACAAAUUACGGAAGCUAAAUUUCUGAAUAUUGCAAUCUGAGAAUGUGGAGCCUGCCUCUGGUUUACAAAUGAAUGCACUGGCUUCUCUCCACAAAUGUGCUAAAGCAAGCGGGGUAAGUCUUGCCAAAAUGGCCUCCUGUAUUUGCAUUAAGGAGCUGCGCUCUGUAGUGGUCAGAAAUAAUAUUUGCUUCUCUUUGGAGCAGCAGUGCCUUGUGUUUUUGGCAAUACUGUAUUCUCACUUCAUUAAAUUAAUUCAAACUUGA
This is a messenger RNA of Podarcis raffonei (Aeolian wall lizard), 1678 nucleotides long. It is a transcript of the gene RHOC, whose product is annotated as ras homolog family member C. The transcript has 5 exons. Gene Ontology annotation, cellular component: neuron projection. Bases 427 to 1008 code for a protein of 193 amino acids. Gene Ontology annotation, molecular function: GTPase activity; GTP binding. Gene Ontology annotation, biological process: small GTPase-mediated signal transduction. The record is from RefSeq and is a predicted model, not a curated record. Lineage: Eukaryota; Metazoa; Chordata; Lepidosauria; Squamata; Lacertidae.